CUCAACUGGUGAGAUUAAAGCAUAACAUGUUGACUAUUGUUGUAGCUACAUUCAUCUGCCUGAUGGCAACUGUUAGUGCAAACGUCCCAAAGUCUCUGUCUCCGGAGCUACUGCAGCAAAUGGGGCAAUUUCGUUCCGAGUGUCUGCGCGAAACCGGAACCACCGACGAGCAAAUUGAACAAUUCAAUAGCCCACAAUCGGUGCAGGCCUCGCACGAACUGCAAUGCUACAUGUACUGUAUGUUCCGCCUGCACAACGUCACCCGUCCGAACGGCGAGCUCGAUCUGAUCGACGUUUACCACGCCAUUCCGAAGCAGUUCAACUCGAUCGCGCUGAAAGUGCUCGCCAAAUGCAACAAAUCGUCCGGGCCGAUUGCAGAUGCGUGCGAACGUGCCUAUUCACAUCAUCGAUGCUGGAAGGAAACGGAACCGGAACACUAUCACCUAUUUUGAUGCCGAUUCUCGCCAAACAACUAACUACACAUACACAUACACAUGGUUGCAACUGCUUCGGAAGCAAGAGUUAUCGAAAACUUUUAAGGAGUGCACUGUUCUAUACCCUUACCGGGUGCAAUUUUCUGUGCAUCUCAAAUUUGGUCGUACCGUGCGGAAGUUUGUCGUGUCGGAAAUAAGCUAUACCGGGGCAGGACAGGUCGGUGUAAUGUCCAAGCGAGGGCCGCUUCAAACUCUUAAUUGACAAAGUAUCGUGAUAAAAUGUAGACCAAAUUAGUGCUCGCACUGGAGUGGCCUUGGUUUCACUCAACUAAGCAGGGUUGAAUGCAGAGCAAAGGAUUGAACUUUCUGUAGUUGAACUUUCUGGUUCGUAUUUGGCAAAGUUUAUGUAUAGUUAUCUGUGUUUCAUGAUGUUGCCUUGCGGUUUUAAUGCAGUUUGUCUGCUACCAUCGUUUUUUCAGCUUGUCGUUACUGUGUCCAUUCCAGCUGAAAUCGAAAUACCAGUUAACUUUAUAAGUAAUGUUAUUAAAAUCUGAACUAUAACAAAAUAAACAACAGAAACAAAUUGCUAAAUAACAUUAAUUUUAAGCAGUCUUUUUUAUAUGUUAAUUCAUCAACAAAUAUCAACCAAUUGUGAAACCAUUUUGAAACAAACCUUAAAAAGAUUUUUGUGUUUCACUUUAUACUGCAUUAAGAGACAUUUUUCAAUAUCGAUUUCAACUCAAAUUGUCAAGUUAAAGCUAUUCUUAAAUGAUUAACCCUUGUCUUAAAUUCAGCCUAUUUUGUCAUCAUUCUUAUGAAUGAUACUACACUUUUACACCUUGCGUUCUCUCACAAAAGCAAUAUACUGCAACAGCAUAAACACCACACUUGACAAGCAGUACCAUUGAAGACAGGAAGAUGCUU
This is a messenger RNA of Anopheles arabiensis, 1358 nucleotides long. Its product is annotated as pheromone-binding protein-related protein 6-like. Gene Ontology annotation, molecular function: odorant binding. The coding region runs from base 27 to 452 and encodes 141 amino acids. The transcript is spliced from 2 exons. The record is from RefSeq and is a predicted model, not a curated record. Gene Ontology annotation, biological process: sensory perception of smell. Lineage: Eukaryota; Metazoa; Arthropoda; Insecta; Diptera; Culicidae.